CCCCUUCCUAAAACCCUAGUCUUCAUUCUAUAUAUCGCAGAACCCCUAGCCAUCACUCCCCCCCCACUAUCAUUCCAUUUGCUUUGCCUUUAAUUCUCCUUGCUAUCGAACUCUACCAAGUAUGAGACCUCCAAGAGGCCGUGGUGGUGGGUUUAGGGGCAGAGGUGAUGGGGGGAGAGGGAGAGGAAGGGGUGGUGGUGGUGGAAGAGGUGGCGAUAGGGGAGGCAGUGGCAUGAAGCCCCGUGGUGGUGGCCGCGGUGGAGGAAGAGGACGUGGUGGUGGAAGAGGAGGAAUGAAAGGUGGGAGCAAGGUUGUAGUUGAGCCCCAUAGACACGAGGGAGUUUUUGUUGCCAAGGGUAAAGAAGAUGCUCUUGUUACUAAGAAUAUGGUGCCUGGUGAGGCUGUCUACAAUGAAAAGAGGAUUGCUGUUCAGAAUGAAGAUGGAACCAAAGUUGAGUACAGGGUUUGGAACCCUUUCCGAUCCAAGUUGGCAGCUGCAAUUCUUGGUGGUGUUGAUAAUAUAUGGAUUAAACCCGGUGCUAAGGUUCUCUACCUUGGAGCUGCUUCGGGUACCACUGUUUCUCAUGUAUCCGAUGUUGUUGGUCCUAAUGGAGUGGUUUAUGCUGUGGAAUUUUCUCACAGAAGUGGUAGGGAUUUGGUCAACAUGGCUAAGAAGCGAACGAACGUUAUACCUAUCAUUGAAGAUGCUAGGCAUCCUGCUAAAUACAGGAUGCUAGUUGGCAUGGUGGAUGUGAUAUUUUCUGAUGUUGCGCAGCCUGAUCAGGCAAGAAUUCUGGCUUUGAAUGCAUCGUAUUUCCUGAAGGCUGGAGGUCAUUUUGUUAUUUCAAUCAAGGCAAACUGCAUUGACUCAACGGUCCCUGCUGAGGCUGUAUUCCAGAGUGAAGUUAAGAAAUUGCAACAGGAGCAGUUCAAGCCUUUCGAGCAAGUCACUCUCGAACCAUUUGAGCGUGACCAUGCAUGUGUUGUUGGCGGCUACCGCAUGCCAAAGAAACAGAAAGCUGGUGCAGCCUAAUGUUUGGAGCUAGCCUGGCGUUUUAAUCUUAUGGUUCAUGUUUGAUGGAUGUUGGGUAGAGUUUGAGAAAAUAGUUAAUGUAUUUUGUUCAAUUUAGGUUGUAUUAGAACUCGAUAUAAAUUUUGUUUUUGAACAUUUGGAUAUCGUGUUGGUUUAAAUCUCCUCCUUCCAUUUUGCGGAAGCUAGACCAUGACCAAAAUGGCCUUGAAAAAAUCCACCUACAGUUUAUAUUAUUAUAAUGUGAAAAUAGCAACUUAGAAA
Messenger RNA from Gossypium raimondii (Peruvian cotton), 1294 nucleotides. Its product is annotated as rRNA 2'-O-methyltransferase fibrillarin 1. Gene Ontology annotation, cellular component: box C/D methylation guide snoRNP complex; small-subunit processome; nucleolus. The record is from RefSeq and is a predicted model, not a curated record. Gene Ontology annotation, molecular function: RNA binding; histone H2AQ104 methyltransferase activity; rRNA methyltransferase activity. Gene Ontology annotation, biological process: box C/D sno(s)RNA 3'-end processing; rRNA methylation. NCBI's taxonomy places the organism in Eukaryota, Viridiplantae, Streptophyta, Magnoliopsida, Malvales, Malvaceae. Bases 122 to 1033 code for a protein of 303 amino acids. The transcript is spliced from 7 exons.